Molecule: messenger RNA, 2330 nt
Organism: Falco peregrinus (peregrine falcon)
Lineage: Eukaryota; Metazoa; Chordata; Aves; Falconiformes; Falconidae
Gene: SASH3
Product: SAM and SH3 domain containing 3
Exons: 8
Coding region: 141-1286 (381 amino acids)
Biological process (GO): positive regulation of adaptive immune response; positive regulation of immunoglobulin production; positive regulation of B cell proliferation
Cellular component (GO): cytoplasm; nucleus
Molecular function (GO): protein binding
Source: RefSeq, a predicted model, not a curated record
CUCUGAGCAGCGCCGCUGCAAGCACCCCUCAUGUGACCGCCAGCUUCCUGUGCGCUCCCUGGCCUUGGUGCCGGUGCUUUAGUACGUGCCGUGCCAGGCGCUGCCCCAGCAUUGUACCCUUGCCACUGGGCCCCAGCACCAUGCUGCGCCGCAAGCCCUCCAACGCCAGUGAGAAGGAGCCAGGACACAAGAAGCUCUCCCUCCAGCGCUCCAGCAGCUUCAAGGACUUUGCCAAGUCCAAAGUCAGCUCCCCUGUGCCGAGUGAGAAGGAGUUCAGCUUGGAUGAGAAUAUCCCCGAGGACGAGUCCAGCAGUGCCAGCCCUGACGAUACUGCACGAAGCAGCGGGAUGAGGUUGGGCAAGAAGUGGCGGGCCGUCAUCUCCCGCACCAUGAACCGGAAGAUGGGCAGGAUGGUUGUGAAAGCACUAGCAGAGGGGAAGGGAGACGUGGAGGAGGAGGGGUCCCUGUGCCCCCUGUCCCCAGCCAGCAGCACAGAGGAGACGAGCCACGAAAAGGUGCCCCCAUCUUACCUGGAGAUGGAGGAAGAUGGGCACCCAUCUAUCGGCCGUCAGCUGUCCAGCGGCAGUGAACUUUCCAGCCCCGGCCCCUCGGGCAGCAACCGGGACAGCUUGCAGCUGGAGGAGAGCAGCCCAGCCUACACUGGCCCCUUCUGUGGCCGUGCCCGUGUCCACACUGACUUCACACCCAGCCCUUACGACAAGGACUCACUGAAGCUGCGGAAAGGGGACAUCAUUAGCAUCAUCGAGAAGCCGCCCAUGGGCACCUGGACGGGGCUGCUCAACAACAGGGUGGGCUCCUUCAAGUUCAUCUAUGUGGAUGUCAUCCCUGAGGAGACAGCUCCUGCCCGCAAGAGCCGUGGCCCCAGCAAGAGCAAGCGGCUCAAGCCCAAGACCCUCCACGAGCUGCUGGAGCGCAUCAACCUGCAGGAGCACACCUCCACCCUGCUGCUGAACGGCUACCAGACACUGGAGGACUUCAAGGAGCUGCGGGAGACCCACCUCAACGAGCUGAACAUCACGGACCCCCAGCACCGUGCCAAGCUGCUCACGGCUGCCGAGCUCCUCCUGGAUUAUGACACAGCGAGCGAGCCAGAGGAAGGCGACAGCUCCGAAGCCCAGCCUUUGCCCUCAGAGCUCAAAGGGGACAUUCCCCGGGACUCAGGCUGCUUCGAGGGAUCAGAGACCCUAGACAGCAGCCGGGAAGAUGCUGAAUUGGGUGGUCCUGAGGGGCAGCUGCGGGCUCUCUCCCUGGCAGAGUCGUCCUGAGCCUGCCCUGCCUGCUGGCACUGCCUCGCAGAUGGGCACAGCCCACAGCCGCUUCCCGGACUGGAGGGGACGGCUGCUCACAGGGGAAGCAGGUGAGCACCAGCAGCAGGACCCCACGGCCCUGGCAUGGGACCUGGUGCUGCGUGGCUGCAGGCAGCUCAGCCACUGGCCCUCUGGGGCUACCCCCAGGACAUUUUGCACUGUACUGCGUUGCGCUGCUGCCCCUACACAGGUGCUCCAGGCACCCUGGGGAACAGUGUUCCCUGCCAAGAUGCUGCAGGCCUGGAUUGCCUCUCCUGGGCUUGCCCCACUUCAUCCACAGCUUUUAGAGCUCUUCCCAGAGCCCUUGCUAGCUGGGUUGCACACACAGGAGACUGCAAGGACGGGGAGGUCCAUGGCAGGCAGGGACAGGAGGUCCAGUGCUGAGCAGCUGGGUGCGAGAGCACAGAGGUCCCACUGAGCCUGACUCCUUGCUGGCAAGGAGGACACCCACACUGCCUUCCUCCAGCAUCUUCCUCACACAGCCAGGGCAGGCAGGGAAAGGUUUGCUGGACGGUUUGCAUUGUCUGUGUUGGUGGGGUGCACAGGUGGGUGGGUGGGCAAAGGUUCAGCCAAGCUGAAAGUUGCCCAGCAAGGGCACUGUGAGCCCCCGCUCUCAGCUCAAGGGGAGCCCCAAAGGCUGCCCGCAGCUUGCCAGCGAGCCCGGUCCAGCAGGGCUAUGAAAGGGAGCUGGAGCAACCACCCUGCUGCCCCACAGGUGGCUGGGGGAGGCUGUCACCCCGGACAGCCCCCGCCAUACUGCCAGAUCCUCCCAGCCAGGGCCCCACAGCCUCUCUGCAUGGGCAGGAGCCGAGGCAGGGGCACGCAUCCACAUGGGAGCACGGGGCAGCCUGCUCCCUGGCUCGGGGUAUCUACUCCAGCUCCCUUCAGCCCAGCUCUUGCUGCUCACCACCACCUCCAGCUCCUGCACUGCAGCAUUGGUCUUUGGGCACCCAGUUUGUUCCUUUGCGCUCAAUCUCAAUAAAAACAUGCAAGUCCGUUUCA